Molecule: messenger RNA, 1675 nt
Organism: Sebastes umbrosus (honeycomb rockfish)
Lineage: Eukaryota; Metazoa; Chordata; Actinopteri; Perciformes; Sebastidae
Gene: nkx2.2a
Product: NK2 homeobox 2a
Exons: 2
Coding region: 356-1210 (284 amino acids)
Biological process (GO): regulation of transcription by RNA polymerase II; cell differentiation
Cellular component (GO): nucleus
Molecular function (GO): RNA polymerase II cis-regulatory region sequence-specific DNA binding; DNA-binding transcription factor activity, RNA polymerase II-specific
Source: RefSeq, a predicted model, not a curated record
CCAACCUUAUAUGGACUGAUCGGACAAGGUAAUGGCUUAUUUCCCAUCUAGCAACCCAGCAGUAGCACAGUAUCCAUGAGCCACACAUAGCACACUUCAGCCACUUUGGCAUUCUUCCUGGACUUACAGACACUGAAUCCACUGCUUUUACUUUGCUCAGGCUCAAUGGUUAUCCACAGUGGCUGCUGCAGCUUCCACUGUACUUCAGCCUAGAGCGACUCCAUCCUUCUAUUUUUCUCCUGAAACAUCGCCUUUUUUCUUUCUUUCUUUCUUUUCUAAAACAGCAGGAUUGUCCCGAAAAGAGCUGGUGCAGCAACUUUUCCCCCUUGCAUAUUUUCCCCACCCUCACCAGAAUAUGUCGUUGACCAACACAAAGACGGGCUUUUCUGUAAAGGACAUUUUGGACCUUCCUGACACAAAUGACGAAGAAGGAUCUAUCACCGGAGCGGAGGAAGACACGGAGGGAUCGGAGACCACAUCCACGACAAAAACCACUGGAGUUUUGGUGCAAAGUCCUCUAGAAAACGUUCAAAACCUGCCUUUAAAGAACCCCUUUUAUGACAGUAGUGACAAUCCUUACACACGAUGGCUUGCUACUACGGACAGUAUUCAAUAUUCAUUGUUUCUCCCGUUUCUUGCCGCAGUGCACGGUCUCUCCGCCAGCUCGCAGGACUCCUCGGCCAAGUCCCCGGAUCCGUCCGCGGAGGACGACGAAUCGCCGGACAACGACAAGGAGACCUGCAGCAGCGGUGGCAGCAGCAGCGACUCCGGCAAGAAGCGCAAAAGGAGGGUGUUGUUUUCCAAGGCGCAGACCUACGAGCUGGAGCGUCGCUUCAGGCAGCAGAGGUACCUGUCGGCUCCGGAGAGGGAGCACCUGGCCAGCCUGAUCCGCCUCACUCCGACCCAGGUGAAGAUCUGGUUCCAGAACCACCGGUAUAAGAUGAAGAGAGCGAGAGCCGAGAAAGGUAUGGAAGUGACCCAUCUCCCUUCUCCCAGGCGGGUGGCCGUGCCCGUCUUAGUCAGGGAUGGAAAGCCUUGUCACACUCUUAAAGCUCAGGACUUGGCGGCCACUUUUCAGGCCGGGAUUCCCUUCUCGGCUUAUAGCGCCCAGUCACUCCAACACAUGCAGUAUAACGCGCAGUACAGCGCCGCGGCCACGCCACAGUUCCCAGCACAUCACUUGGUGCAAACGCAACAGUGGACUUGGUGAGAGAGAAAAUUAUAGAGACUUGGCUUUUUGGAAGGCACGAUAUUAGGGAAGUUUCACCACAAAGCAAAGAGAGAGAGAAAAAACAAAUAAAACACAAAAAACACAAAAAGACUUUUCAUUUUUGCAGCUUUGACUCAUAUAUAUACUACCAUUUUUAUUCGGGGCUCAUGUGUGUGCGCCGUGUUUACAUGUUUUCGUUAAGAGAACUGGGUCCGAAAUUCUCCCCCUCUUAUAGAUUUUAUUCAGAAUGUCAAAUGCUCUUUCUUGUGAACAUUUUUUUGUAAAGUAUGUUGUGUGUUGGUUGUGUAGAGAUGUUUUCCUCUUUUUUUAUUUUUUUUUUCCCUUCGUGUUAUUAUCAGCACGUAUACGAACCACUUUAUAAUUAUAGAAAUUUUAAUUUCUUGCUUUCUUUUAUUGGACCGAAAAAAAUAUUUAUGGCCAUGAAUAAACACUGGCAACUUUGCA